AUGAGCGGCCUCGUCAACGGGGUAAAGGUGUCGGCCGAUGACCCGAACCGUGUGGUUACCGUUACCGCCCACGAGGGAAAGACGGGCCAGGAGAUGACUAUUACCUACACCAACUACAAGGUUGUCGGUAACGGAAGCUUUGGUGUCGUGUUCGCCGCUAAGAUGUUGCCUACAAAGUUGGCCGACGGAACCGAUGUCCCAGAACAGGAGAUUGCAAUCAAGAAGGUCUUGCAGGACAAGCGGUUCAAAAACCGUGAGCUCCAGAUCAUGCGCCUCGUCUCCCACCCCAACGUUGUCGACCUCAAGGCCUUCUUCUACUCGAACGGUGACAAGAAGGACGAAGUCUACUUGAACCUCGUUCUCGAGUUUGUCCCCGAGACCGUGUACCGGUCGCUGCGCUACUACACCAAGCUCAAGCAGAUUGUGCCGAUGCUCCAGGUCAAGCUCUACAUGUACCAGCUCCUGCGGUCGUUGGCCUACAUCCACUCGGUCGGCAUCUGCCACCGCGACAUUAAGCCUCAGAACUUGCUUCUCAACCCCAACACUGGCAUCUUGAAGCUGUGCGACUUUGGCUCGGCCAAGAUCCUCGUUGGUGGCGAGCCAAACGUUAGCUACAUCUGCUCGCGCUACUACCGCGCCCCCGAGCUCAUCUUUGGUGCAACCAACUACACGACCAACAUCGACAUCUGGUCGACUGGAUGCGUCAUGGCCGAACUCAUGCUGGGCCAGCCACUUUUCCCCGGAGAGUCUGGGAUUGACCAGCUCGUUGAGAUCAUCAAGGUCCUCGGAACGCCGACCCGCGAGCAGAUCAAGACGAUGAACCCGAACUACAUGGAGCACAAGUUCCCCCAGAUCAAGGCUCACCCCUUCCACAAAGUGUUCCGUCCUCGCACCUCACCCGAUGCCAUUGACCUCAUCUCCCACCUCCUCGAGUACACGCCCACUGCCCGUCUCACCGCCCUCGAGGCCCUCGUGCACCAGUUCUUCGACGAGCUGCGAACGGAGGGCUCUCGUCUCCCGAAUGGCAAGGAGAUGCCUGCCCUCUUCAACUUUACGCGGGAGGAGCUGUCGACGCGGCCCGACCUCAUCCACCGGCUGGUCCCCAAACACGCCGAGGCCGAGCUGCGUUCCCGUAACAUCGACGUCGACAACUUUGUGCCCAUUCCGUUGGAGCAGCUGCGCAUCAGCCUCGACUGA
Cutaneotrichosporon oleaginosum is the source of this 1197-nucleotide messenger RNA. RefSeq lists its product as uncharacterized. Lineage: Eukaryota; Fungi; Basidiomycota; Tremellomycetes; Trichosporonales; Trichosporonaceae. Gene Ontology annotation, biological process: signal transduction; protein phosphorylation. Gene Ontology annotation, cellular component: cytoplasm. Gene Ontology annotation, molecular function: protein serine/threonine/tyrosine kinase activity; ATP binding; protein serine/threonine kinase activity. The record is from RefSeq and is a predicted model, not a curated record.